AUGUUUGCUCAACGUUUUACUAGUAUAGUAUCACGAAGAUAUGUUUCAACAGUUGUUGAUCUCUAUAAAGGACUUAUUAAUGGUGAUCGAGGUUGUUUAGCAAAAUGUAUUACAUUAGUAGAAUCAACUCAUAAAGAAAAACAACAAAAUGCAAAAGAACUACUUAGUCAAGUUUUACAAGAACUUAAACAACGACAACAAAAACAAUCAAAUAAACCGAUUAGUUUUAGAAUAGGAUUAUCCGGUAGCCCUGGUGCUGGAAAAUCAACUUUCAUCAAUGUUUUUGGUCGAUUUUUGAUACAACAAGGACAUAAAGUAGCUGUAUUAACCGUUGAUCCAUCAUCAUCUACUUCUGGAGGUUCAAUUCUUGGUGAUAAAACACGAAUGCUUGAUUUAUCACGCGAAUCCGAUGCUUAUAUUCGUACAUCACCAUCAGCUGGUACAUUAGGUGGUGUGACUCGAACAACAAAUGAUGCAAUAGUCCUUUGUGAAGCUGCUGGUUAUAAUGUUAUUCUAGUCGAAACUGUUGGUGUUGGUCAGUCUGAAUUUGCUGUUGUUGAUAUGGUUGAUAUGUUUUGUGUUCUACUUCCACCGGGAUCAGGCGAUGAAUUACAAGGUAUGAAAAAAGGAAUUAUGGAAUUAGUUGAUUUAGUAAUUGUAACAAAAGCUGAUGGUGAAUUAAUGCCAGAAGUUCGUCGUCUACAAACUGAGUGGUUAAGUGCUCUUAGAUUAAUGCGUCGUCGUUCUCCAAAUUGGAAACCAAAAGUCAUAUCAGUAUCAGCACGUACAAAUACUGGUAUUGAUAAGUCAUGGGAACAGAUGUUUGAAUUUGAAAAUGCAAUGAUUAAAUCAGGUGAAUUUAUGACUAAACGUUCUAAUCAACUCCAAAAAUGGAUGUGGAAUAAUGUUAAAGAUCGAAUACUUGAACAAUUUUUGGCCGAUGACGAUAUACAAAAAGCAAUUCAAUCUUAUGAACAACGUGUUAUUCGUGGACUUAUAACACCAUUUGUAGCUGCUGAUGCUAUUUUAGCUCUUUUUGCCAAAGUUAAAACGGAUAAAACUACAUAA
This is a messenger RNA of Rotaria sordida, 1068 nucleotides long. The record is from the annotation of a GenBank genome assembly. NCBI's taxonomy places the organism in Eukaryota, Metazoa, Rotifera, Eurotatoria, Philodinida, Philodinidae.